Messenger RNA from Camarhynchus parvulus, 7346 nucleotides. RefSeq names its product p21 (RAC1) activated kinase 1 (gene PAK1). Gene Ontology annotation, biological process: regulation of actin cytoskeleton organization; intracellular signal transduction; regulation of axonogenesis. The record is from RefSeq and is a predicted model, not a curated record. The transcript has 16 exons. Lineage: Eukaryota; Metazoa; Chordata; Aves; Passeriformes; Thraupidae. Gene Ontology annotation, molecular function: protein serine/threonine kinase activity; ATP binding. The coding region runs from base 499 to 2133 and encodes 544 amino acids. Gene Ontology annotation, cellular component: cytoplasm.
AGAUUUAUAAAUAAGUGUCAAAACCUGUCUCUUGCUUGGAACUGGCUGUAAGGGGUGUACUUUCUGUGGUAAUUAUGUAUGAGAGAUGUAUGUGUGUAAGAGCAACCAUAAAAGCCGUUCAGUCAGCCACGCUUUCCAUUUUCAAAGUGAAAGCAGGUAUUGUAGCCGGGGGAAAUGGCUGUGUCGGGCACAGACGGAAGAAUGUUUGUUUUCUUUGCUCGAAAUUACUCUUUGCCUAGUGGCUUAGGGAUGCCUUUCACUGAACCUCCUCCCCCUUCUCCAUACCUGGAGUUUCCCGGUGCUGCGCACAUUACCUGGCCAAGCAGGGAGCAUCUUCCUGUCUGCUGCUCCAGUAUCUCUUAGUGUGGGUGUGCUGGUCUUGCUCUCAGCUUUAUAGGUUUGUACCCACUGACUCUUGUCCUGUUGCUGGAUACCACCAAGAGGAGCCUGGUUUCAUCUUCUUUACAUCUGUAUCAGUAACGGCCUCCCCAGCUGAAGAUGUCUAACAAUGGAGUUGAAACAGAAGACAAACCACCUGCUCCUCCAAUGAGAAAUACCAGCACUAUGAUUGGUUCAGGAAGCAAAGAUCCUGGGACUUUAAAUCAUGGCUCAAAACCUCUGCCUCCCAAUCCAGAAGAAAAGAAGAGGAAGGAUCGGUUUUACCGAUCUAUUUUGCCAGGAGAUAAAACCAAUAAGAAGAAAGAGAAAGAGCGGCCAGAGAUCUCCCUGCCCUCAGACUUUGAACACACGAUUCAUGUGGGGUUUGAUGCAGUCACGGGAGAAUUCACAGGAAUGCCGGAGCAGUGGGCACGUCUGCUGCAGACUUCCAACAUCACCAAGUCAGAGCAGAAGAAGAACCCCCAGGCAGUGCUGGAUGUGUUGGAGUUUUACAACUCCAAGAAGAUCUCCAACAGCCAGAAGUACAUGAGCUUCACAGAUAAAUCAGCUGAGGAUUACAAUUCAUCUAAUACGUUGAAUGUGAAGGCUGUCUCCGAGACCCCUGCAGUGCCCUCAGUGUCUGAAGAUGAGGACGAUGAAGACGAUGCAGCUCCACCCCCUGUGGUAGCUCCACGACCUGAACACACCAAAUCUAUAUACACCCGCUCUGUGAUAGACCCUCUUCCUCCGCCUACCAGAGAUGUGGCCACCUCUCCUAUUUCUUCUCCCUCGGAAAACAGCACAACAGCACCUGACAUGCUGGUCAGGAACACGGAGAAGCAGAAGAAAAAGCCAAAAAUGUCAGAUGAAGAGAUACUGGAGAAAUUAAGAAGUAUCGUGAGUGUGGGCGAUCCAAAAAAGAAGUACACGAAUUUUGAGAAGAUUGGACAGGGAGCCUCAGGUACAGUUUACACAGCAAUAGAUGUAGCUACAGGACAGGAGGUUGCAAUCAAACAGAUGAAUUUGCAGCAGCAGCCCAAAAAAGAACUGAUUAUUAAUGAGAUCCUUGUGAUGAGGGAAAACAAAAACUCCAACAUUGUCAACUACUUGGACAGUUACCUUGUAGGAGAAGAGCUCUGGGUGGUGAUGGAGUACUUGGCAGGAGGUUCCCUGACCGACGUUGUGACGGAGACCUGCAUGGAUGAGGGACAAAUUGCCGCCGUGUGCCGGGAGUGUCUCCAAGCCCUGGAAUUUCUCCAUUCAAACCAAGUUAUUCACAGGGACAUCAAGAGUGACAACAUCCUGCUGGGAAUGGAUGGCUCUGUCAAACUAACUGACUUUGGCUUCUGUGCCCAGAUCACUCCUGAGCAGAGCAAGCGCAGCACCAUGGUGGGCACGCCGUACUGGAUGGCCCCGGAAGUGGUGACGCGGAAAGCUUACGGGCCCAAGGUGGAUAUCUGGUCUUUGGGGAUCAUGGCCAUCGAGAUGAUCGAAGGAGAGCCCCCCUACCUCAAUGAGAACCCUCUGAGAGCCCUGUAUCUCAUUGCUACUAAUGGGACUCCAGAACUGCAGAAUCCAGAAAAGCUUUCACCCAUAUUCCGAGACUUCUUAAAUCGCUGUCUGGAAAUGGACGUGGAAAAGAGAGGCUCUGCAAAAGAGCUGCUACAGCACCAGUUCUUGAAAAUUGCAAAGCCUCUAUCCAGUCUCACUCCUCUGAUUAUUGCAGCUAAAGAGGCAGCCAAGAACAACCAUUAAAGUGGUGAAGUCAACACAGUCAUCAUGUCAAGACUUUUAGAUGUUCAUUUCAGAGACUGAAUUACUUGCCCUUCUCCCCUUCUGCUCCUUCACAGGGAUGUUGAUAAAACUUUGACUUGCUCUGGAGGGUGGCAGAGGCAUCGUUCACUGUACGUGGAAGGGCACACAACAGGACAUGGUGAACUGUCCCUCCAUCCUCGUGAUGGGGACAAGAGGGGAAGAACAUUUUGUAUGGGUGAGAAGAUCUUUCUGAGAGCAUCUGAACCUGACCUACACGUAGUGAAGCCAGUUUGUUUUCAUAUUUCUUAUGGUGUUUAUUUUUAAAAAUCAUGUGGAGCCUUACACCAUGUUUAUCUUAUUAAAUUAAAUCUUUUGCUGGCUGCACUUUGCCUGCUUCUGCCAAGCUGCUGUUACACCAUGGAGGCUGCUCUGUGCUUUGGAUGACUCGAGGAAGGAAGGAAGCAGGCAGCAGCACUGUGAACAGCUGUCAGCUGAGAGGGGAACGAGGGGGUGAAAGUGCACCCCUCCUGCAGCACUGCUGGAUGCUUCGAGGAAGCGUGGACAAAGCCUCUGUGUGCUUCCUGCAGCCAUUGAAGAACUCAAUUCAUGGAUGAUCUCUUUGCCAAAUGGUGUGAACUGCCCCCUACUCCCCCUUCCCCCUUUAGUGGCAACUCUACUAGUUGAACAAAUCUCAAAUAAAUUUUGUUGUUCUAGGAAAUAAAUCACAGGAAAAAAAAUGACAGAGAACUCUUUUAGGGUUGUUUUAUCAGUGCUGUGAGGCUUUUUAGAGAUGCUGCCCUGUGUGAUUAACAAACAGAGCAGUUACUAUUGUAAAGACAAGAUUUGCCCGCAAAAUACGUUGAAAACUCUUGUUUCUUAGAGCAAGUCCAAUGGAAAACAAACUGAUGAUGGAUGCUGCUUUUGCUGGAGAUGUGGGGACAAAUUUUUUGAAAUUAUGGUUUCUUUAUGCUACUGAUUCCUUGGGUUGCCAAUAGUCUGUAACAAACAACAGGAAAUCUGGAACUACUAGAAGAGGGACUGGUUGUAAACACUGGGCUGAUGUUAAACUGUAUACUCAUUUUUUAAUAAAGUGACUGCUGCGUUUCUUAACUUGGGGCUAGAGGAGAACUGGAGAAUUCACUGUCACCAGACAAGUCCGUCACUGCUCGUAUGGUCACCAGGUACUUGGAUGUGUUGGAUGAAGUAAUUUAACCUUGUUUUUUACCUCUUCUUCUGCAGUCCUGCAAUAGCAAGUGGCUCCCAAGGGCCACUUUACACAUAGUGAAAACCAUACAAAAAAUGUGUAUUGUAACUGUGGGAGCUGCUUUUCUGUACUGCUUUGGUCACAUAUGGGGUGAGUUUAAACCUAUUCUGGAGUAAUCUCUCAUCAUUCUGGUGGACAGAAAUUCAUUACUUUGUGCUGAGACCUGCUGCUGGCUCAGCCCUUUCCUCCCUGGACCUGGGCUUUAAUUAAAUAUAUUUUUCUGAUUUGGCCCCACCAAAUUUGAUUUUUCUGAUUUGCCCCCCCCCCCCCAGUCCAUGCCAGCUAUUACACUAGCUUUACUGGGUGUAGGUACUGUGUAAGUUCUUUUCCUUCUGAGGGGCCUUCUUCUAUCCUUUGUGCUCCAGGGCUGUCACUGUUUGACAGAAGGCUGAGGGGUGAAGUCCAUUCUCCCAAUUUGCAGCCUCUCUCCCUUUGUGUGUGUGUAUUUCAUCUCCAGUAUUGUUAAGUUUCCUCUCGCAAAGCUUGUAUCCAAGGAUGAAUUCCUUGGGCAAAACAGCAGAGCUGCCAACCUGGAAAGGGAUAUCAUCUAUUGAUGAGCUCAUCUGCUUAGAUGGAGAUUGUGGAAUGGAAGGCCACUAUGCUUGAAUAAUUCCCUUUGAAAAGGACUUCGUAUUCCCUCUGGAAGACUCAGGAUGGCAUAUGUGGGAGGAAUAGAAUUAGUGGCUAGAUCUCUCUUGAUCUAAAAUCUCAUUUGACUGGCAGAUUUGGCAAUUGACUAUUUUUCAGGCAGCACAGGGUUCAGUUUGAUCCACAAUGUGUUUAAUGUCUCUGACUUCUCUUUGAUUCCCUUCCCCACUCCCUUCUCUGCAUCUCAUUGAGAUGAAAACCUUAAUGCGGAUGUGCCCUAUCUGUGAGUAUGCACGGGAGCUUAUUUUCCUCCAGCAAGAUUUCUGCUAAUCUUCCCCAAGAAAAGAUAGAAAAGGUUAUUUUUAUGUGUUUUAAGUUGCUCUUCUGGAUCUCCUAUUGCAUAAUGAAAAGGGAUGAGCAGUGACUAUUUAUCCCUCGUCUUAAAAUGUGCUUCUGUCUCAUCGCCUUCACAUGGACUCAGUGAUGCCUGGUUUCUGUUGGCUGCUGGAGAGGGGUGUUGCCAAAGGUCUUUCUUUCUGCUGGGAAAAGCUGCAAGACUGUGCCCAUGCUUGUGUGUCACCUUGUCCCAGGCUGUUUUGUGCCCACUCAUGUUGGGUGAGUGGGAAAAAGAGGCGAUUGCUACAGUGUGCCUGGACCUAGUUUCUAGUUACCAGACACAUCGUGGUUUUAGGCUCUCAGAAAAUAUAUUUUAAAUCUUUUUUUAAAAAAAUUGUAAUUAGCCUAAUCUUAAGAGAAUGGGUUUAUUUUGUUCUAGUUGUUCUGAAAUGCAUCCUUUCCUCCCCUCUCCUUUCACGUGUGAGUUGCCCAGCACCAGCACCUCUGCUAGCUUUUGAAGAGCCCUUCCUAUCUGCGGCACACUCCUGUCUAGAGAGGGCUCUUAAAUAGUGACUUUCUGACUUAAAAUUUAAUCUCCAGGGCUUAUUUUUGGAGAAUAUCUUGUCCCUACUGUUACUUGAAAGUGACUAAAACUUGACAGCUUCUUGGUGCCUUUUUUCCCCCCAACUUUCUCUUAUUCUAGAGUUGAAACCAUUUUUAAUCACAGCUCUUAAUUAUUAAUUUGCCUGCUAAUAUUAAAGUUCUCUCUUCCAUAUUAAAACAUGAAAUAUUCAGUUGUUUUGACUGUCCUUCCAGAAAGCUGAUUUCCUUUUUGGGGGAUUUCAAGCAAUCUUAUACCAGAAAUAAUUUAAUAUCCUACAGUCUUGGUGGAGGGAAAGGAUAAAACUCAUCUUCUUUUCUUAAUCACAGAGACUUGUCUUAUUUGAGUAUCAGUUGGUAUCUUCAAUAAGACUUUUCCUAUGUUUCAAGAAUGGGCAUUGAUUCUUUGUAUUACUUUAGCUAUUAGGGCUUUUAAAAGGUUUUUUAAAUGAACAAUUUGACUUGUGUCCAAGAGUUUGUGUGUGAGAGGGGUAUGGAGACCACAUGGGAAGAGGGCGGGUUAUUUGCACAACACUCUCAGGCACAUGGUGUGAUUCUUGGAGUUGUCCUGCUCAGGGCCAGGAGUUGGACUCCGUGAUCCUUGUGGAUCCCUUCUAACUCAGGAUAUUCUGUGAGGCUGAGAGGGAGGAGCCAGGACAGGGGUGGAGGGCGCAGCAGAACUAGCUGGUUGCAGCAGCAGUAGCACACCUUUAGCCAUCCCUGAAAUGUCUUCAUUGGAUGGAUGUGUUUUUAAGGAGCAUAAAUCUGACCGAUUUGUUGCUACAGGCACUUCUCUAGGCAGGCAUUAUGCUCCUACCAAACUGCCUUCCUCUUUUAACAAAAGGGGCGCAGGGAUUUCUCCAGCAAAGGAGGCUCCUUGAGAAAGGAGGUUUCCAGGGAGACACUUACUUGACUUAAACAAUCUGGCAAAGGCUUGAGGAGAGGUUUGGUGGGUAGACACCACAUCGACACCACUGUUUUGCAAAGCAGCUGGAGUUUUGUUGCCAACUUGAUGCCCCUUUUCAGGGGGUUGGUUUUGAAAAAGUGCUGAGAAUGUUGCCUGGUCGGGAUUGUGAGCUGUAUAAAAGUCUGUGCUUAGCUGAGAUGUCUGUUAGCAUCCUGAUCCAUCUGUCUCAAAACGCUGCAGGUCGGUGUAAGUAGGGCACGUUUGCAGCAAAGUACUGUGCAAGAAAGGAUUGCAAUGGUCUACAGUAGGUGCUUGCUUUCUUAGAACAAACCUACCCUUUUUGGCUGACAGCAAAAUUGGUUCUGACCAGUUUCUAAGAAUAAUGCUUGUUUGAAGCCUACUCCUAAUUAAGAGCAUAGUCCAUUUGUCUGGUGAAUGACAACAUCUUCAGUGUUAAAAUUGCUAAAGGUGAACUGAUUAUCUGCUCGUCUUUCCCCCAUAACACAGUAAGACUUUUUAAUGGCUUCUUAUUUCAGCUGUAAUAGAGAGCCUGUAAAUAUAUUUUGGGGUCAUAAGCCCAAGUGGAUGGAGCAUAUGUAUAAAGAAUGCUGUAGGAUCUCAUAGUUUGUUGCUAAAGACAACUCACUGUGGCAAAGGUGGGACCUUAGAGAAGCAGCUGCCAGCUUUGACAGGGAAUGGCCAACAGCAACAAAACUGCAAUGCAGAUGGGAGCUGGACAGAAACUUGCUGCCAGAAUGGAGCAUACAGUGAGUGGUGGGAACGAGACAGAGUUGGUCCAAAGGGUGGGAUGAAGCAAAGGUUAAAACUCCAAUUACACAUUUGCUGAGGAAAUUCAGAGAGUGCCACAGCAGCCUGUUACUCUCAAGGCAGCAGCAUCUCUGAAGGAGGAGAGCAGAAAGGAGCCUGAGAAGGGAAAAGGUGCUGAAAGUGGAGAGUGGAGCAGCAAUAUGGCUCUGAGUCACAGCUUGUGCUUAAGAGCUGGAGCUAAUCCAGGAGGUUCACAAAAAAUGACAAAAUUCAGCUGAAAAGGAAAAGUGGAGCUAGAAUGGAGGAGAUGGCCUUGAUGUGCCAGGGAACUGAAGAGAGAGGCCAGAUUUCCUGAAUGUGUGAAACAGCAGAAACAAAUUUAACACCGGCUUCUGUGGUUGACAAGUAGCUUGUUCCCUCCUGCCUUGCAGCUUCAGUGUCUUGUCUUUUUGAGAUCAGCUCUGCUUUGGGAUCAUGUCAGGAGCCACCCAACUUCGGCCUCGUGUUUGUAAAGAAGGCUUUUUGCUCUGCACCUACUGACUUCUGACUGCAGCUCUCUGCUGUUGGUAGAUGUCUUUGUGUCGUGUCCCACCUGGAAAUACAGAAGCUGUUGCAGUUUAAAAAUCUGCUGGGUAAUGUACUUCUCCCCAUGCUGCCUUGGCAUAAUUCCUGUACUGUACUGCUGGGUUUGUUUAAUGUGCCAGGUCAGCUCAGCCAUUUUAAAAAUAAAAAUUGAAACCUUAUAUAAAA